Messenger RNA from Aureobasidium pullulans EXF-150, 945 nucleotides. Its product is annotated as endo-1,3(4)-beta-glucanase. Gene Ontology annotation, molecular function: hydrolase activity, hydrolyzing O-glycosyl compounds. The record is from RefSeq and is a predicted model, not a curated record. The annotation marks the transcript as partial. Gene Ontology annotation, biological process: glucan catabolic process. The transcript has a single exon. NCBI's taxonomy places the organism in Eukaryota, Fungi, Ascomycota, Dothideomycetes, Dothideales, Saccotheciaceae.
UUGUUCAGUCUUUUUUCGUUCGUCAACUUGAGCAUAGCUGGCUAUGUUCUCAAGGAUGACUACAACUCUGCAUCAUUUUUCAACAUGUUUGACUUCUUUACAGAAGCGGACCCAACCCAUGGUUUCGUCCAGUAUAUUGACCAGGGCUCAGCAUGGAACACCGGCCUCAUCAGCAACUCGAACGGGAAGGUCUACAUUGGAGUCGAUCACACCAAUGUCCAACCCAACGGACGUCCCAGUAUCCGUUUGACUAGCAAAGCAGCCUACAACUCCGGCAGUCUUGUCAUCCUUGACCUCGACCACAUGCCUGGUAACUCUUGCGGUUCCUGGCCUGCGUACUGGAUGGUUGGACCUAGCUGGCCUAACGGUGGUGAGAUCGAUAUCAUCGAGGGUGUGAACACGCAAAAUCACAAUGCCAUGACAUUGCACACGGCAGACGGCUGUUCCAUCUACGACAAUGGCAACUUCACUGGAUCUCUUUACUCCGAUGACUGUUACGUCAACGCAGCGGACCAGACCAACAACCUCGGUUGCCAAAUCUCCACGAGUCAAUACAACACCUAUGGUGAUGGGUUCAACAAUGUUGGAGGUGGUGUCUAUGCCAUGGAGUGGACCGACGAAGCGAUCAGCAUCUGGUUCUUCCAGCGUGGUACCAUUCCUUCCAACAUCCAAAGUGGCAACCCCAGCCCGGAUGCUUCUUGGGGCAGACCACUCUCCCAAUUCACAGGCUGCUGUGAUAUCCCCGAAUUUUUCUCGGACAAUCAGAUUGUUUUCGAUGUGACCUUCUGUGGCGACUGGGCCGGCAGCGUCUGGAGCAGCGACUCUACGUGUUCUGCUCUGAGCGGCUCCUGCACUGACUACGUCGCCAACAACCCUCAGGCAUUCUCCAAUGCUUAUUGGUCCAUCAACUCUCUGCAAGUCUUCGAGCAGACUGCAAAAUCUUCU